Molecule: messenger RNA, 345 nt
Organism: Punctularia strigosozonata HHB-11173 SS5
Lineage: Eukaryota; Fungi; Basidiomycota; Agaricomycetes; Corticiales; Punctulariaceae
Product: WD40 repeat-like protein
Exons: 1
Molecular function (GO): protein binding
Source: RefSeq, a predicted model, not a curated record
GACCCGAUCUGCUCCAUCGCAUACUCGCCUGACGGCACGCGCAUCGUGUCAGGUUCCACCUACGGAUCGGUCACGAUCUGGGACGCUAAGACGAGGACUAUGGAGUGGAGGAUAAUGCAGCAUACCGACAUGGUCCCGUCGGUGGCGUUCUCGCCGGACGGCAAGUACAUCGCGUCUAGCUCUUACGACACCACCAUCCGGUUGUGGGAUGCGCAUACGGGAGAGAGCGUUAUGGAGACGUUGGGCGAGCACGGAGGUUUCGUCUACUCCGUCGGAUUCUCUCCUGAUGGCAAGCGGCUUGUUUCGGGCGGCAAGGAUACGACGGUGAAGAUUUGGGACGUACAG